GAAGCUUUAAUACUUGAAACAUAUUUGACACGUUUAGUCUUCCUAAGCAUCAACUGAAACAAAAAUAUCCUUUACUUUUCGGCUUGUAUGGCAUAAAAUGUUAAUUUUAUUCCAACAUUUUAAGGUUGAACUUUUGCCGAAAGGCAGAUAAAACAUUAGAAUAAAAUUAUGGUUUUACCAUAGGAGCCGGAAAAUACUAUUUUAUGCGUGAUAACAAAAGUACUGAAAACAAAAGAUUGUUUAAACCAAUGAAGCUUUAAUACACAAGCAAUAUUAGAUACUUGUAUCUACAAAAUGCAUUGUUAACAAAAUCAUCCAAAGCAAAACCACUGUCUGGUCAAAUCUCAACUUAAAAUGCGCAAAAUUUUGUUCUUUUAGUUUUUCUUGCUUUAGUUAUGCCUAUCUAAUAUUGUAGCAUGCGACGUCAUAUACAAAAUAUUGGCACAAUGUUUAUUAUUUGAUUUUAUCGUACUGUGUGUCAUUCAAUACGAUUGAAACCUACAAAAUACGGUAUUUCUUUCCGUGGAACUCAAAACGUACGACAUCUCAAGUUCUCGAAGUGUUUUGUAGUUUGUGUAAAACUGCUGCCAAUAAAAACGUUCAUUAACUUAUCGUAAUGAAUUAUUUGGUUUGCAUGUGUGGGUUCAAGUCUUGGUGCAGCUACUUUUGUGGCAGUAUAUGUUCUUCGGGCAAGACACGUAGACAAAAAUAUAAAAAAACAAUCUGGUUUUAAUUUCUUUGCUUACACAUUGCAAUUGUUAAAACACAGUUGUUCAUUAUACGUUGAUUAAAUUGUCCGCCAUGCGAUGAUAAACGUUUUGCAUUCAUACAUGACAAAAAGAUUUGAAUUAACCGCCUAAUAAAAUGUAUUGUAGCGGGAUUGCUUCGUCAUUUGCUACAUGUUGACUUUGUUGCAGCAUUCGAUAUAAUGCAACGUCAUGGUGAGUGACGUUUGCCCUGUAACUAUGACUUGCACUUUCUGGGUUAAUCAAAACACGUCGACGAUAGCGGUAAUAUUACAAGACAUUACACGUAAAAUUUGAAGAAAAAAGAUAUGACAUGACUCGACUCGUUUCAUGAUAUAAGGGCGUAUCUUUUAAUACGUUUUGUCUAGUAUGUUUAUAAAUGCAGCACGUCUAGGGCUAGGAUUUUCAAAACUACAAUCGCUCUGUCAAGUUAAGUUACUUUUACCUAGUUUGUUGAAAAUUCAAUCCGUUAAAAAUAUGAGCACAGAAAAGCAUGUAGAUGUCAGUUCGAGUGUAAACGCUAAAGGCGCAUUCGUUCGAAAGGAAUCUGCAUUCAGAAACGAAAUUAAAGAGGGCGGUGAAUUCCCACCAGAAAGUGGUCGAUAUCAUCUUUAUGUUUCGCUUGCUUGUCCAUGGGCGCACAGAACGUUAAUCAGCAGAAAACUCAAAGGUUUGGAAAACGUCAUCUCAUACACUGUGGUUGAUUUUCUUAUGCUCGAAAACGGUUGGAGAUUCAAUGAAAAAGUUGAGCAAUGCGAGAAAGAUCCGAUCUUUGAUGCGAAAUACAUGAAGGAUAUUUACCAUCAAGUUUCACCAGGUUACACUGGCAGGAUAACAGUGCCCGUGUUAUUCGACAAGAAAACCAAAAAGAUCGUAAAUAAUGAGUCGAGUGAAAUCAUUCGAAUGUUUAAUAAAAGUUUCAAUGCUUAUUGCGCAACUGACGGACAAAGAGAAUUGGAUUUUUAUCCCGAGGAUCUGAGAAGUCAAAUCGAGGAAGUGAAUGGCUGGGUUUACCCAAACAUCAACAAUGGCGUGUACCGGUGUGGGUUCGCACGCAGUCAGGAAGCUUACGACUUGGCUGUGCACGGUUUGUUUGAACAUCUGGACAAGUUGGAAGAUUUACUUUCAAAACAAAGGUAUCUCACUGGUUGUCAACUCACUGAAGCGGAUAUUCGACUUUAUACGACUUUAAUCCGGUUCGAUCCGGUUUACCAUGGACAUUUUAAGUGCAACAAAAAGAGGAUAAUUGAUUAUCCAAACAUCUGGAACUACCUCAAGGAACUUUACCAAAAGCCAGAGUUUGGUGAAACAACAAACAUGAAUCAUAUCACGAAACAUUACCAGAUGAGUCACACCAGCAUCAACCCGUUUGCCAUCGUGUAUAUUGGACCAGAUAUUAAUUUCAAUGAUCCGCACGACAGAGCUACCAAGUUUCCUGUGUAAUGUCACACAAGAUUACUGUCAAUAUGUUGUAUGUACAGUAGGGUGGGGGAAGAUGGGACACCUUUCAUUCUAUUUUCUCGUCCCAUUUGGCAGUAAACAAAGAACAUUCAAAGAAUUAUAAAACCAUAUCCUCACGACUCUCAUAAACCGUUAGUAAUUGCUUAAUAUCCAAAUAUCCUGAUCGUGUUUAUGUUCUAAACGUGUCCCAUCUUACCCCACAAUACUACACCAUGUUUUAUGCAAUGCAUGGAGCGAACUGUCACCAUCUAAGUUACAACAUAUCAACUUCAGACUAUUAUAUUCAAAUCUUACUACAUAUUGCAUAUUAACCUCUCAAUGAAUUAUUUUACCGUCAUCUACAGCAGUUAUCAUGUUCCACAUAUUUGCACUUCCUUUUACACAACAUAAUGAGAAGCUAUUACUUACCAAACUUACUAUUGUACUUAUUGCAUUGCAUGUUAACCUUAAUAAACAGACCUUCAC
Molecule: messenger RNA, 2672 nt
Organism: Ciona intestinalis (vase tunicate)
Lineage: Eukaryota; Metazoa; Chordata; Ascidiacea; Phlebobranchia; Cionidae
Source: RefSeq, a predicted model, not a curated record